UUUCCCCAAUCACGUGCUACCGGCGCAUAAAUUAAUUUGUUCGGAUGACGGGGAUAGGAUUAUAUUCAUUGAUAAAGUGUACGAAUCUUAAGUUGGUUAGAUCAAUUUUGGUGAAUAAAGACUUGCCUACUCUCUGGUAAUUUUGCACGGCUAAGAAAUGUCGAACGGAGAAAACAGUGUGGAUGGCAGUGUGUCAUCGCCGAACGAGGAAUUAAAUAUUUCCGAGAUGGAAUCGGACAACCUCAGUGAAAACGGGGAGGGAGGAGGUCAUUCCGAAAAAAUGGACCCCGCCGAUAGGGAACUUUACGAGAAGUUAAAAAGGCAAGAAAGGGAGGAAAGAGAAGAAAUAGAAAGGGAAUUAAAAAGAGCCCACGAGGAGGCUAUUGUGAGGAGACACGAGGAAUUAAGGGCCAAGGAACUAAGGAUGCACGCGGAGAGGAUUCAACAGUUGGAACAGGAAAGGGGCCAGGACCUUAGAUUGAACAAACAUCUCCCUCACUCCGAGGAAUUCCGUGCCCAUAGGGAGGGGCUGUCUCUGUCCGAGUCCCCCCGUCUGGACAUUCUUUCCCACAGUGCUUUCCUGGCGGAACGUUACCAUAGGAACUCCCACUCCCCCCAGAGUCCGACCUCCAUCAGCCCCACGGGGGACGGGCCAACUCAUCACUGGACUUUCGAGGAGCAGUUCAAACAGCUUUAUGAAUUAAGUGAAGAUCCGAAGAGGAAAGAGUUUCUAGAUGACCUGUUUCAGUUUAUGCAAAAAAGGGGAACCCCAGUGAACAGAAUCCCCAUCAUGGCAAAACAGACACUUGACUUGUAUGAGCUCUUCCGAUUGGUUGUAUCAAAAGGAGGCUUGGUGGAAGUCAUUAAUAAGAAACUUUGGAGGGAAAUUACAAAGGGUUUAAAUCUCCCCUCGUCCAUUACUAGUGCGGCUUUCACUCUCAGAACUCAAUACAUGAAAUACCUGUAUCCUUACGAAUGUGAGAAGCUCAAAUUGAGCUCUCCACAGGAGCUUCAAGCUGCAAUUGAUGGAAAUAGACGUGAAGGUCGUAGGUCAAGUUAUGGCUAUGACCUUUCACCUGGACCAACCCUGAUCCCAACAGCCCAUCACCCACACCUGAACGGAAAUCUACUUAAUGGUAAAUUUGGAGGCAGCACAUCAGCUGGAUUUUUUUCCAAUGCAGACCGUAGAUCACCACUGACAAGCUUACAGAAACUGUGGCAACUACAGGCACACCAACUCUGUAGUGAAGAGGAAAGUAUGCCUCCCACCUCAACCCACCACCACCGCACUCUGACAGAGCAUCACCUUACAGAACGCGACGCAAUCGCCAUGGAGGCUGCAUCACGGGUCAUGGAACACGCUACACGUAAAAUGGAAGAGGCAUCACGUGCUGCAGCUCUCGUAGAGGAACCACCAAGAAAAAGGUUGAUGACAUCAGAAGAAGAACGGAUAAUCUCACAUAACAAUAUGCCAAGCACACAUAUAAAGAUCACAAGCAGAAAUGAUGGUAGAACAGAAAUAGACAAUUCACUUGUGGUGAGCAUGGAAAUUAACGGAAUCAUGUAUCAAGGAGUUCUGUUUGCACAUCAACCCAGGAGGCUGUGAACAAUUCAUUUAUAUCAGACUAUACACAUCAAGGAUUUCAUCAGAAACUGGCCAGUCAUUAGCCAGUAAUAAAGUGGGCAUAUAGAACAUGGAAUUUCAUUGGUUGCCUGAUGCAUACAUAACAGAGCAGUUAACCAAUCAAAAAUCAUUUUACAAAUGAAACUUGCCAUAGUGAUGUUCUGGUCGUCCUGGUGAAGUUUUCAACAGACAGGGUUACCAUGGUCACCAGGGUUCAGAACAAUUUGGAGUGGUGCAAUAUCUUGAAUCAAGAUGGCUGCUACAAUAUGAUGUGUGAUAUAAGGACAGAUUGGUAAACUUGACAAUGUUGGACAUUCGGGUCAAAGUAAUGACCUUGACAUUGAAUAAGGUUAUUAAGGUCGGAGUGAGGGUCGGGUGUGAAUUAGAGUUUAGAGGUGUAUGACUGUGAUGUGAGAAUGAAAUGUGACCUUAUCUUAUUGUGUGCAAUGAGGAAUCUCACUAAAGAGCAACGUAGUAGUAUGUAUGUAUGUACAAAUUUAAUUGUUUCAUAUAUAAUGUAAAAAUGUUAUAGCCACGAUUUAUCUCCCUACCCAAAUUAAUGAAACCUUUUAUUUGCCUGAACCAAACACCCCUGUGAUCUUACAGGGUACACACAGACACCCAUCAUGUUACCAUCCCUGGGGGCAAAGCUUCUUUUUAUAUAUAUACAAGUUCAUUUGAAAAAUAAGUUCAAUAAUAUAAGUGUUCUAUUUAUUUCAGAAAACCAAAUCAAAUUGUUUUGUUUUUUAAUUCUCUGAACAUCAAGCUUAUCUCAAAGAUAAGUAUUUGACAAUGUUAUGAAAAAUAAAAACUUGAUCAGAUUUUGUCCAAUAAUAUUUUGGAAGUUAAAAUAAAUUAUAUUUCUAAUGAUGUUAUGAUAUUUGGCAGUCAUUCUGCAUGUCAUUUCCUCUUACGUCCUUUUGAUAUGAAGUUAUUACAUUAAGGUAGUUAUCACACUUUUAAAAUGUGAAUGAAAAGUGUUUUGUUUUUAUGUGACCUGUCAACAUGAAAUCUAAACCAAUAUGAUAUAACGUGAACAUAUUUUAGUAGGGUAUCUUCAGACGCAUGUGGGUUACCAUCCUUAUCACAGACAGGCCGGAAAUAUCGCUCCUGCUCAGAAUGAAAUAAACUGACAUUUAUUGGUAAUAAAAUAUAAAACCAGCAAAUAUGAGUAAGGCUGUGUUUUAGUUUCACAUUUCUCCAAAUUUAGGAUAACUUUCCUCAUUUCUGUGUGUAGGAUAAGAAAAUCUUCUUUUCACGGGAAUGUGGUCAGAAUUUUGCUUAGGUUUUACAAAGCAUUUUUUGAUAAUUUUA
Mizuhopecten yessoensis (Yesso scallop) is the source of this 2938-nucleotide messenger RNA. Its product is annotated as AT-rich interactive domain-containing protein 3A-like. Gene Ontology annotation, molecular function: DNA binding. Gene Ontology annotation, cellular component: nucleus. Gene Ontology annotation, biological process: regulation of transcription by RNA polymerase II. The record is from RefSeq and is a predicted model, not a curated record. Bases 158 to 1606 code for a protein of 482 amino acids. The transcript is spliced from 8 exons. NCBI's taxonomy places the organism in Eukaryota, Metazoa, Mollusca, Bivalvia, Pectinida, Pectinidae.